UGGGUGCAAAAUUUUUCUUGAGACAUAAUAGGAGAAUUUUACAUCCGCCCCAUUAUAAUAUAAACAAAUUACGUCACGAGAAAUCGGUCUAUUUACUAGCGAUAUUGCGACGAAUAUAUUCGGUGUUUACAACUUUUAAACGAACACGAACGCCGAUAUUUUCAAUCAGAGCAAAGCUUUUGGUAUUAAAUUUAUCCACAUAACGUUCUCCAUUUAUAAAAAAGGGCUGAGGAAACUAUUAUCCACAAGGGGAAAACAUUUAGUAGCCAAGCUCUAAUAAAGCGUACAUAUGGCGUCUCGUAAACGACCGUAUCGACAUCGCGUUUGGUGCGAGGAAUGCAGCAAGGAAAUUGACAGUGAUUAUAAGGAGGUCCACUUUCGACGAGUUCACAAUAAUGAAAAAGUUAAGUGUCAUCGAGUGAUGGAUUCAUCGGAUUUAUCGCAGUCAAAGAUCAGUGGUUUCUUUGUAAAAAGUAACAUGACAACCAAGGAUGAUAACCUAACCUUACAGGAAACAGAAUCGAGUGCUAGUAAAGAUUUAGCAGCCACUGGGUCUUUUGAGGAAAAUCUACCUGAGAUUAAUUUGAAGGAGCCCAUAAGCGAAGACCAAACGGAACCAAUGAGAACGUUUAUUGAUGUUGAUGAAUUAAAUCCACUGACGCAGUUCAGAGAAAAUAAAGAAUUGAAUACGGUCACGGAUAAUGAAAAUCUUACUUCCAGUGACGCACUGUUCAUCGAAGAAUUUAACUUAAAUCAAAAUAUACAACGCGUUGCAACACCAGAAUCAACGACGACGUCUAACACUCUAGACACAACAGCAAUACAAGAUUUAGAUUCAACAGCAUCUGUUCUAAAUGAACAGACUAGAAAGGUUUCCUUAACAGUAUGA
Molecule: messenger RNA, 889 nt
Organism: Xenia sp. Carnegie-2017
Lineage: Eukaryota; Metazoa; Cnidaria; Anthozoa; Malacalcyonacea; Xeniidae
Exons: 2
Coding region: 290-889 (199 amino acids)
Source: RefSeq, a predicted model, not a curated record